AUGUCCCUUUUGAUUAAAAUCUUUUUUUAUAAUAAAAACUUUUGUUUUUUUUUAUUUUUACUCCUUUUUUCAUGGAAUUUUUUGUAUUAUCCCGGAUUUUUCCGUCUUUUUUUAAACCCUCUAAAAAUGCUUGAUCAAACUUCAGAUUCUAAAAUCAAAACUUUAGAAGUAAAUUUAAAAAACAAUUUGGGUUAUAAAAGAACCAUAUCAAACAAAUUAGAUUCAUUUCUGUCAGAUCUCGAAGAUCUAGAAAAAUCUACAAUUAAAAUACCUAUUUUUUUAGAUUUAUCGGAUAAACAACUAAUUAAUCGCUAUAAUGCUUAUACAAAUAUCGGCUUACUAAUUACUUUUCAAAACAGUUUGACAUCUUUGAUAACUUGUUUACUAAAAAUUGCGAGCUACUGA
Vairimorpha ceranae is the source of this 405-nucleotide messenger RNA. RefSeq lists its product as hypothetical. The transcript has a single exon. The record is from RefSeq and is a predicted model, not a curated record. The coding region runs from base 1 to 405 and encodes 134 amino acids. Lineage: Eukaryota; Fungi; Microsporidia; Nosematidae.